Westerdykella ornata is the source of this 522-nucleotide messenger RNA. RefSeq lists its product as uncharacterized. NCBI's taxonomy places the organism in Eukaryota, Fungi, Ascomycota, Dothideomycetes, Pleosporales, Sporormiaceae. The record is from RefSeq and is a predicted model, not a curated record. The coding region runs from base 1 to 522 and encodes 173 amino acids. The transcript has 2 exons.
AUGACAAUCGGUCUGGAUACCAGACAAUGGGCGAAACGAGGCCCUUGCAUAUCGGCACCUGGGAUUCAGAGACCAGGUUAUCUAUAUUCCCUGAAGGACGUUGCGGUCCCUCUCGCCACACUGCCCGAUUUCAGCUACUUUGCAGCAUUCACGCCCCUUUCCAAUGGCAGCGCGAAACAGCUUCCUACCCGGGAUGAGGACUUUGAUAUGCGAUUGUAUAACAAAGCAAACUGGAUAUCAUCCAUGCUUCGGUCAAGAGGACUGCGGUCCUCUUAUGUAUCCACAACCUUCCGAAAGGUGCAUCUUCGCUGGGGUGAAAAGCUUUUACAAACCCGCCAUUUUAGCAUCCCUGACUCUGGAGGGCCUCAGAUGGUUAGCGAUAUGUCUUCGUUGCAAGAAGAGCACAGGAAUAUUCUCAAAAUCCUUGAAAGCACACCGGUCCGAUCGCUACAAGACCUUGCGCACUCGCGCGGUCAGGAAUUCCAAGUCAGAGGGCCGCGGGACUUUGAGACAAUUCUGUGA